Molecule: messenger RNA, 270 nt
Organism: Paramecium octaurelia
Lineage: Eukaryota; Ciliophora; Oligohymenophorea; Peniculida; Parameciidae
Source: the annotation of a GenBank genome assembly
AUGUAAAUAACCAACGUGACCUUUUAUAAAUAAUGCUUUUAAACUUUGUAAGGGCUUUUCGAGCUACAACUAAUAACAAAGGAAGAGAAGCUAUAUUUAAAAGGUUAAAUUCUCAAACUUGAAAUCACUGCUGAUGAUAGUAUUUCACUUGAAGAUCUAUCGAAAUACCUACUUUCGUGUUUGAAAUAAAAAAAUUAUCAUUAUAUCAAAGGUUCAACUAAACCCUAGUUGGAUAUGAUUGAUGAAGAGACGGACGAAGAGCAACUUUGA